Messenger RNA from Pelagomonas calceolata, 669 nucleotides. The record is from the annotation of a GenBank genome assembly. Lineage: Eukaryota; Pelagophyceae; Pelagomonadales; Pelagomonadaceae.
AUGGUGCGCAGCAAAGCCGCACAAGCGAAGCGCAAGCGCUUGGAGGCUGACGGCUCGGGCGCGCCGCCGCCGCGCCGCCCCAAGACAGACAAGCAGCCCAAGGAGGACGAUGGCCUCGACCCGAAGCGCGUCUACGUCUCGCGGUUACCGAAGACGUGGACCGACGAGGUCCUGGCCGAGAAGUGCGGAACGCUUGGUACCGUGGCGCGCGCAUCGGUGAUGCUUGAUGCGGCCACGAACGCGUCGCGCGGCUUCGGCUUCGUGGUCUUCGACGACGAGAGCGGCAAGGCCGCCGCCCUCGAGGCGAAGUACAUCAAAGGGAGGCUACCGGACCGGUCGCGCUACGCGUGCAAGGUGUCGGACGUGAACCGCGGGUCCGACGACGUGUGCCGCCUCUGGUUAGAGAGAAGGUGCCCGCACGGCGACUCGUGCAAGUUCUCGCAUCCCGUUGGACGCGGGGGACCGCUCGUGGCGUCGCAAGCGUCGGUGAAGAAGUGCCUCGAGUUCCGCAAGCGCGGCAGGUGCUCGCGCGGCGACGCGUGCCCCUUCGCGCACGUCGCGAAGGAGAAACCAGCGCCUCCUGUGGCGAACGGCCCCAAGCGGUGCUUCACGUGGGCGAAGAAGGGGAAGUGCCGGAAGGGGGAUCGGUGUAAGUAUGCGCAUACUUAG